GCAUGGUGCACAACCUAUAUUCAGCCAUUUAUACUGAACGACAAUACCGCUUUGUAAUUGUAUGUCAGCGCGUGAAGUGACUGGAUAACGCUAAAAAAUCCGGGAACGUAGCCAAGCUUCCUUAUCGCACUGAUUACUGUCUAAACGUGAAGUUGGGAAAGUGUUGGUCACAGUGCACCUGAGGCUUCUGGGGAUAUGGGUAUUGUUCUAGGCGUGGAGGCUGCCGUUGGAGUAGCAGAGGCCGUAGAGGCAGGAGCAGCGGCCGCAGAGGCGGGCGAAGCGGUCGCUGGAGCUGCCGAGGCCGGUGAGGCGAUCAGUGCUGGCGCCGAGGCUGGCGCUGAAGCCGGGGGUGAAGCUGGAGCUGAGGCGGGCGAAGCGGCAGCCUCAGGCGGCAAAGCCUUGUCUCAAAUCGUGGAAAGGAUCGGUGUUGCGAUGGAGAAGCUAAACAAAAUGAUCACCGAGUAUGUAGCCAUCGACGCUGUCUUCAAGGCAGCGAGGGCUAUCUUGGAAGCAAUCACCUCGGAUCCCGCGGCCAAGGCUCGGGCUGAGAAACUGGCCAAACUAAUCGAUGUUCUGACGAGUUGCUCGAGCCUCAUGCAGGAUCUUUACAAUUGGUUGAAAGAUCACUCCAACGACACCACCACCCUUCAAGGAAUCGAUGUUCCGCUGAGUGGCAUACUCUCUAAGUUUUUGCCAAAAAUAGGAGCGGCAUCUGGAGUCCUUCAGAGUCUCUCGAAACAAGUGUCAGCGAAGAACCUGAAGAAGGAGCCCGUGACAGACGGCGAGGUUGAUGCCUUACGGCACGGUCUGGACACCGUGGCUCAGAGUUUCCAGGCGCUUGUUGCCUUCAAGGACGAAAACGUUGCCAAGGUCAAAGCCCUGGCAGGCUUGCCGAUCAACGACUCAAAAGUAGCCGCAAUUACCGAUAAGCUAUCCACAGUUUAGUCAUGCUCUAGAUCUGGCCCAAAUCCAUGGAGCUGACUGUAGCUCCAAAUAAUGCUAAGCAAGGCGGGAACCCGCAGCGAAAAACUUCACGGAUGUAAUUUUGGCUGGUAACCCUUUUUUCAAUUGACGAGUAAAACUUUCUUGUGCAUCGGAAAAGUUUAUUCUUAUUAACAGUAGUUCUAUAGAAUGGUGUCCUCAUUGGUAAUUCAAUUGGUUAUCGCUGGAAAAGUUAAAUUUUUCUAUCUUGAUAAAAUUACUGCUUACCAAAAUUACUGAUAUACGCCAUUCCUUUUGUAAUUAUUAGUUUCAUUUUUUUUACAGUAAUUUAACUUAUGACCGCAUAAUAAAAACUUCAGAUGGCACUAUGCAGAAGGAUAUUUAACAAAAGAGAGGAAAAACGAAUGUAAAAUUUCGGUUUCAAAAGGCACGUAUGAAAUCAUCAGAGACGCAACGUAGGUCGGCCUCGCCGUAAAAAUUUUAGAGAAUUUCCAAAGUUCCCUGGAGAUGGGAAUAGUUUUGAAUUAUUGUCAUAUACUAUAGAACUUAUCAAUUAAAAAAGGUGAAAUUGUGUUGCAUGCAUGAUAGUAACGUAAUGGAUUAAGAAUAAAUUCAAGAGCAAAGCGUUUGUCAACUCA
Messenger RNA from Acanthaster planci (crown-of-thorns starfish), 1580 nucleotides. RefSeq lists its product as uncharacterized. NCBI's taxonomy places the organism in Eukaryota, Metazoa, Echinodermata, Asteroidea, Valvatida, Acanthasteridae. The record is from RefSeq and is a predicted model, not a curated record.